Messenger RNA from Amyelois transitella, 1693 nucleotides. RefSeq names its product thymosin beta (gene cib). Bases 59 to 817 code for a protein of 252 amino acids. Lineage: Eukaryota; Metazoa; Arthropoda; Insecta; Lepidoptera; Pyralidae. Gene Ontology annotation, biological process: actin filament organization. The record is from RefSeq and is a predicted model, not a curated record. Gene Ontology annotation, cellular component: cytosol. The transcript has 6 exons. Gene Ontology annotation, molecular function: actin monomer binding.
UUAUUAUUAUUCCGCGUACGCAGCCCAGCCCACCCCCGACCAGCAGCCGUCUGUCUUCAUGUCGUCACGACUCCGCGGGUCUCCGCGCACACCUCAGUCGCAUUUUGACGGUGAACCACUGUGCACGUGUUAUUCCUUCUACCCCUUCUCACCACAACUUGAUUUACCCUCAAAUUCCACAAUGGCCUGCUCAGUCAGUGAUGCCCCCUCCCUCAAGGACCUCCCGAAGGUAGCCACGGACCUCAAGAGCCAGCUCGAGGGGUUCAACACCAGCUGCCUGAAAGACGUUGAUACCAAUGAGAAAAUAGUCUUACCAUCUGCUGAAGACUUAGCGAAAGAAAGGCAACAUUCAGCGCUCCUACAAGGCGUUGAACAGUUUCAAACUUCCUCCCUCAGGAGAACGGACACCGUUGAAAAAAUUGUGCUUCCAAACGCACUAGAUGUUGCCACUGAGAAAACCCAAAAUUUAUGGGAAUCCCUAUUUGAUGGAAUUGAAAAAUUCGACGCUAGCAGGUUGAAACACACAGAAAUACAGGAGAAGAACCCUCUUCCUGACAAAGAUGUUGUCGCAGCGGAGAAGGCCCACCAGAACCUGUUAGAGGGAGUUGAACACUUUGACAAGAGUCAGAUGAAACACGCUACUACAGAAGAAAAAAAUCCUUUGCCGCCUAUGGAAGCUAUCGAAGCCGAGAAGGAGAAGAAUAAGUUCCUAACUGGUAUCGAGAACUUCGACCCCACCAAGUUGAAGCACACAGAAACUUGUGAAAAGAACCCACUACCCACCAAGGACGUUAUUGAGCAGGAGAAGACCGCCUGAACUGCUCCAUCCAUAACCUCUCGCAAUUAUAUCUCGCUAGUAUCGCUGUAUUUUAAACUCGAUGUAAGUUACGUAAUAGUCCUGUUUGUGGUGUCCAUCUUACAGGGUUGCUGUAAGUUAAAGUGAUAUAUAUUAAAAGUGAUUCGAGGAAAUAAAGUAUGUUUUGAAACAGCGGAAUACCAGAAAGACAGCCAUUGUAUCAGGUAUUGAAAUCAGCCACCUUUUAAAUCUAAUGGACAUCAUGAAUGGGUAUCAAAAUUUCUAUGUCAUUUUAUCGGUAUAUAUUUUAUUAACUGUAUUUUACGAGCAUUUUAUAUUUUAAUUUGUAAUGAAUAAAUAAUUAAGUAUUAAUGUCCAGUACUGAUUUAUUUAAGCUGGGAACACACUGCACUCCGACUCGAAGUAAUUUUAUCUUGUUUGUGCUUGUGUUCUCUAAUUAGUUGAGAUAUUUUAUAUAAAUAAGUAAAAAAUCCUGAGAUUUCAGCAUCUUGUAUUAGUGAUGCUUCUUGUCUGGUCAAAUAAAUCAUAUAGGGAGUGAAGUUACCAACAUUCAUUUGGGUCAAAAAAAUUAUUCUCUUUUUAUUAUAAUGUAAAUUCAAUUAAAUUUUUUAAUACUGAAUAAUGUUAUAACUGACAAACGUAAUAUUAUUGCUCAAACUGUGAAAGAUAUUUAAGAUUCUGGAUUUGAAAACGCAAUACCGGGCAUUGUACCGAAAAGUGAAUAAUAACAAUAAUAUUUUAUAUCGUCGUAUACAAUAAUAGGUUUCCAAUUUUGUAAUAAUUAUAUGCUAUCGAUGCCAAUACAGAAAAGAUUUUUACCGGAAUUUUGUAUGUUUUACAGACGGUGCUUUUUAUAAAUAUAGAUUGAAAAAACUA